This is a messenger RNA of Capronia epimyces CBS 606.96, 1800 nucleotides long. RefSeq names its product two-component system, unclassified family, response regulator. The record is from RefSeq and is a predicted model, not a curated record. NCBI's taxonomy places the organism in Eukaryota, Fungi, Ascomycota, Eurotiomycetes, Chaetothyriales, Herpotrichiellaceae. The transcript has a single exon. Gene Ontology annotation, molecular function: phosphorelay response regulator activity; DNA-binding transcription factor activity; sequence-specific DNA binding. The coding region runs from base 1 to 1800 and encodes 599 amino acids. Gene Ontology annotation, biological process: phosphorelay signal transduction system; regulation of DNA-templated transcription.
AUGCUCGAAGAUCCUUCGUACUCCUCAGUCGUACGUUGGGGCGAUGACGGCGACAGUUUCGUCGUGCUCGAGAAUGAAAAAUUCACCAAAUCCAUCCUCCCCAAACAUUUCAAACACUCCAACUUCGCCAGCUUUGUCCGCCAAUUGAACAAGUACGACUUCCACAAGGUACGACAAAACAAUGAGGACGGAGGGUCGUCGAUAUAUGGCGCCAACGCCUGGGAGUUCCGCCACCCCGAUUUCAAGGCGAACAGCAAAGCGAGCCUGGAUAACAUCAGGCGAAAGGCUCCGGCGCCUCGAAAGGCGUCCAAUCUGACCGACGACCAGAUUUCCAUUCAGCAAAUCGACCUAAUGAACCAGCAGAUUGUGGCGCAGGCCCAACAGAUUGAGUCCUUGGUGCAGACGACCAGUCAACUUCAAAUGAACCAUCAGAUGGUCGUGCAAGAGCUCCUCCGCCUGCAGAAAACCGUGGUCAACCACGACCGGGUCAUGCAAGACGUCAUGACAUAUUUGCAUUCGGUAGAUGCGAGGCAGCGAAGGGACAGCAAAGUCCUCUUUGCUCCCCAAGCAGAUUCCACGCAGACGGGUACCACAUUGACCCCCACAAGUCAAAACAUGCUUGCUCAAGACGACGACGUCCCCGCCUCACCUCUCCAGCAUGCCGCAAAGCUACUCAACGAAAUCAAGCCUGACGGUCAGUUCAACAUGGCCGGCCUCGAACAAUUGAACACCAACAUGCCGACCCCGACCAUCCCGCAAGACACUCGCAACGCUCAGUUCCGCGGGUCCAACUCGGCCACGUCCAGCGGUAGCAUGGGAUUUGUCAAAAUGAGUCCGAAUGAUAUGGAUACCGUCGUCUAUCCCAUGGGGACCACGAACGGCAUUGACCCCAUGUACAGUGAGCACAUCAACAAUAUUCCCUACCCGAUGCCGUCGAGAGAUACAACACAAGAUUCCCGCGCCCAUUUUGCCGACAGUCGGAAGAAGGUUGGACUCCCCGACCCAGGUUGGAGCCGACCCCCGAGAAUUCUCCUGGUGGAAGAUGACCCAACUUGUCGACAGAUUGGCGGCAAAUUCCUGUAUUCAUUCUCCUGCGUGGUCGAUUGUGCGCUUGAUGGUCUCGAGGCGGUCAGCAAGAUGCAAGAAGGCAUCAAAUACGACAUGAUUCUCAUGGAUAUCAUCAUGCCUAAUUUGGACGGGGUUUCUGCAUGCCAUAUCAUCCGACAAUUCGACCGAACGCCCAUUGUGGCCAUGACCUCCAACAUUCGAUCGGAUGACAUCCAGAUGUAUUUCCACCACGGCAUGGACGACGUCCUCCCCAAGCCUUUUACCCGGAAGUCCUUGCUGGACAUGUUGGAGAAGCACCUGAUACACUUGAAAAAGCUUCCACCGGGGAUGGACGGACAGCAGAGCUCUUCAACAACCAUGGGCGCUUCCGGUGGUCCUUCAUCGACCGGUCAGUCCUCUCGCGAUGACAUGUCGGCUGGAACUUCUCCCGCAGGGUCCAGUGGAGCGUGGAAUUCCCCUGGUCAAUAUUCCGGGGUGUCACCGGUCAAUCCCAACAUGCAUUUCACGGGUAUGUCCCAGCAGCAGCAGCAGCAACAAUAUGUGGAUGUGAACGGGAACACCUUUCAGGCCGGCCCACAAACCCCGAUGGGGAUGAGGCAAGGCAUGAUACAACAGCAAGCCCAAAGGAGAGGGCAGGCUGACAUGUCUGGUGGGAAUGAGACGGGCAGCGCCCACAAACGACAGCGAAUAUACGCCCCACAGCAGUCAAUGGCUGCUCCUAUGCGGCAAUGA